GUUGGACGUUAACCAUUUUAAUUCAAGAAGAAGAAAAAGAAGACGACGAAGAAGAACUCGAACGCCGAAGUUGUUUAUGCUGGCGGUAAAUACAAAUAACAGAAGGCGUUGCUAAAGCAAAACAUAAUUGUUGUGAUGCUGCCGUGUCCAGAUUCAUCAGUGGGUAAAGGAGACAGUCUGCAUCAGCAAGUUUUGUCCGCGUUCCCGCUGUGCCAUCUGACCGAAAAUGAUCUGAUCCAGAACCCUCUGUUCUGCAAGCUCCUGGCCACGCUGUCACAGCACAUGGAUCGCACCGGACUGACUUUACCCUUGAGAAAAGAGCUGGAAAAGGCAGAGAAGGAGCUCCGGGCGCAGAAGUUGGGAUGGCUCCGCUUGGAAAGCGUGCACAGAAUCCUGCAAGAGAUGGUCCAGGAAUAUCGCUUCAGGCAGCACCACGACAGGGCAGGACCAGCCGAGGACACGUUCUAUCUCACUCUGGAGCGGUGUUUGCUGGUGGCUCGGUGCGUCCGGCAGCUGGACCCGAGCGGCACCGUCGGCCAGGAGCAACCCCCCGUCCUGGGGCUCUCUGCUGAGAAAGUGCUGAGUCAGCUGCCUCCACAGCAGGACGUGUGGCAAAUGAAACAGAGGCUACCGAUAGAACUGCAGAAGCACCUGAAGAAGAAACUCUUUAACCUCCUCUCCUACUACCAGCCCGAGUGGGAAAAUGAAAGCGAGGGUCUCAGGUGUGUGAAGCUUUCGAAGCUGCCAGGGCUGCUGGAGAGCGAGCGCAGCAGAGCAGAGAGUCUGACUGAGAAGAACCGCGAGAACGGCACCCUGUUGCAGCGCCAAACUCACUCCUACCUCUCUGAACUGCUGGAAUGCAUGCAGCUCCUACAGACGCUUGUCCUCGACCUCCGACUCAACGUGCAGAAAGAACUCGACAGGAAGAAGAUCGAAUACUUUGAGGCCAAAUGUGAGAUUGGAAUUCAGAAGAUAAGGGCAGAGAUGCUGGAGGUGCAGCUCGACUCCUACACACGAGAUAAGAUCGCAGCGCAUCAGAAAAUCACGGAGAAGCUCAGUGCUGAGCUGAAGGCGUGCCACAUGGAGAAACAGUCGCUGGAGUCCAGACUGGCGUCCUUCGAGAUCUACGGCAGGGAGUUUGAAGUCCUGGCGGAGGAAUAUUCCAGACUGAAGCAGGAGGUCGCAACAAAAUCCUGGGCACUGAAAGAAUUUACAACGUAAACCAUCCCAGCAAGCAGGCAGAACCAGUACGAGUCAGACCUGAUGUUCGGAAGCGCCAAACUUCAUCAGUAAAGAUACACAGAUGUUACUUUGCUUGUGACUAUCGUUUCCAAGUGCAUCACUGUUAAUAGCAUAAGUGUUACUAAUUUUGAGUAUUAAAUUAUACAAUAAUGGCUCAACUCAUCAUUAGGAUGCCCUUCAGAGGACAUUUUUAGGUUAGUCUGAUUCAACGUUCUUCCAGUCUGUCCUGCAUUCAGGGAAAGUUAGAUGAAUGAGUAACAACAUUUGAAUUUCUUUCCACCAAACCAAUCUAUCAAACAUUUUCCAGGAUUUUUAACUGAGCUAACAACAUUAAAAUCUUUUCCACUUUUAUAUUGUUUGUCAUUUGAGCUUAUUUGCUCGUUUUAUUCGUACUUUUGUAUCCGCCUAUCUCUCUAGAUAUUUGUUUAGCUUAAAUAUAUAGUUGUAACCAUUUUGCAUAACUAAUACGAGUAUGGCAUGCUCACUAAAAGUUUUAAUGACUGAAAACAGGUUAUUUGGAUUUGCAGCUUGAUUUAGAAUAAACAAUAUGUAGGGAAAAUUAAGAAAAGCUCCACGCAUUUCCAUAAGACUCGUAAACAAACAAAAAGUUAUUUUCCUCUCGUUCUGUCGAAAGAGGAUAAAGAAUGCUGAUAGUAUUCAUAUAUGACUACAAAAUUUGUUUUAUUAUAUGUUCUUUAAAAUGAAUAAUAUAGGAUGGGAAGAUUUAAUAAAAGUUGGUAAACACGUCAUGUGGUACACUACACUUGCAGAAGAGGAUUGAGGCUGUGGAACAUGGCGCCUCCGGGCCGCUGGGUGGCGCUCUAAAAUAA
Messenger RNA from Ictalurus furcatus (blue catfish), 2072 nucleotides. It is a transcript of the gene haus4, whose product is annotated as HAUS augmin-like complex, subunit 4. Bases 136 to 1221 code for a protein of 361 amino acids. NCBI's taxonomy places the organism in Eukaryota, Metazoa, Chordata, Actinopteri, Siluriformes, Ictaluridae. Gene Ontology annotation, cellular component: HAUS complex. The record is from RefSeq and is a predicted model, not a curated record. Gene Ontology annotation, molecular function: microtubule minus-end binding. Gene Ontology annotation, biological process: centrosome cycle; spindle assembly. The transcript has 10 exons.